Racocetra persica is the source of this 246-nucleotide messenger RNA. The record is from the annotation of a GenBank genome assembly. Lineage: Eukaryota; Fungi; Glomeromycota; Glomeromycetes; Diversisporales; Gigasporaceae.
GCUGGCAGCAAGUUCUUAUUGCAUUGAAAAAACACAAAGAACAGACUCAAAUUAACCUCGACUGGGAGAAAUUUUAUUAUCGAAUAAACCAUGUUCAGGCGAUGUAUAAUCAAGUUAAGCGAACCGAUGAACAUUUGCAAAAAGAAGAGAUUAACAAGCUAAUUAAGUCCUUAAUAUCUGGUUACGAUCCUCAAAAUAGUUCUUUUAAUGAAUUUUCAUAUUGGAAAAAGUUUUAUAAUUAUAUCG